Molecule: messenger RNA, 1754 nt
Organism: Cuscuta epithymum
Lineage: Eukaryota; Viridiplantae; Streptophyta; Magnoliopsida; Solanales; Convolvulaceae
Source: the annotation of a GenBank genome assembly
GAUUAUGUAUAUAUACGAGGUUUAUGUUAUCUUGAUCGGAAUUCACUCAUAAAUAUAUGUGUAUCUCGAUCAAUUAAACUGCCACUACUGAUAUCCCCAAAUAUCAACGUACAAGUCAAUAAUGCAACUGGUUAGCAUCAUAUGCAUGGAGGCAGCAGCAGCAGCAGACAGUCACAAUGAAGGAAAAUAUUCCAGGAAAUUAGAUCUUAGUGCCCCACUUUUAUCAGCCAGGCGCCCGCGGACAACAUCCAGAAUUCGCAGGUUAAUUCACCACCCCAACACGGAUGAAAAUCGAAUACCGUUUUCUUGGGAGGAGAGCGCGGGGAGGCCGAAAGAUAAUAAUCAGCAGGCUAGUCACGGUAAGACCAUUUGGAGUGGUGCAAGAGUCUAAAUGUUAAAAAUGGACUCCGUCGAUAUGAAAACAGUGUUUUGACUCCUAUUCUCUGCAUUCCAGCACCGUCAAUAAAAUACAUUCAACACAUUUUUUUACAUAUCAAUUUAGUAAAACAUUAAUUAAAUUAUUAUAAGUAAUGUUUUCCUUUAAAUUUUUUCUCUGAUUAAUUAUAAAAUAAAAAAGACACAUUUCGAUGUAAAAAUAAAUAAAUUUCAUUAAAAAUAAAUUUUGAGAAAAAUAUUAAUUAAAAAUAAGUGAAAAAUAAAAUGAAUUAUUUCAACCGUUGGAUUUAAAUUUCAGCCGUUGGAUCAUUUUUUUCCGUUAAAACAGUGUCAAAAUCAUCACAGCCGUUGGAUCUACCAAAAAGUUUUUUUUUAAUAAAUUUGGUAGUGCAUGCUGACCUCAUGCUGACAUGAACAUGACAUCAGCGAGGAAAAUUACUCAGCUUAGCCGUGUGCUCCCAGCCUGCGCACAUCAGGUACGCCCCCACCCCCUUUUUCUUUUCCUUUCCAUUUACUUUUUGGCUGUCCAAAACUCCUCCAAAUUUAACCCCUUCCCUCCCCAAACCCAUUUUUAAUACCCUCUACACUCCACCAAUGUAUGAAAUUAGGAGUCCAAAUAUGCCAUUUUCGCAUUUUGGACUCCUAAUACCUCACCACUCCAAAUGGUCUAACGGGCUAAUCUGGCCCGUUCCCAAACCACCUCCAGGGUGUCAAGGGGACAGAGAGCUUCUGUACUCUGACGCUCUUGAUGUUUCCUUGUCAAGCGAAUCUUUUUCGUCAGAUAAUACUGCUGAUAGUAACAACAAUAACAACAACAAUAACAGUUAUAAGACUCGUAGAAACAUGUUUUCGAGAGCGGAUGAUUUAGAGCCCGGGGAUUUGAUCUUUCUAAGGUUCUUGAAGGAUGCUAAGGCGCUAGCGAAGGAUCCAUUGGUUAAUGGUGGUCAGCCUGAAUCCAGUUUUGCUCGAGCAUUGGACGGGAGACAGCUUUACUGCGAGUCUCUCACCAGCUGCACUGGCAAGGCAUGUGGUGGGUGGGACAUUUUGCUGCCGUGGCGGGUGAAGCCGGAGGCACCUGAUAGUGGCAGGUUGAGGAACUCCGUCGGGGUGGUGGCUUCUUCUAGAGUGGUAGAUGCCUCAUUGGGACACUAUUGCUAAACCCAACACAAGACUACAAGAGCCUAAUUAUGCUUUACUUUUAAAAUAAUAGUUCCUUCCUUCCAAAUUUAUUUGUAAUUUAGUCCCAAAUUAAUUUACAAUAUGUUGAAUAAAUAAAACUUACAAAUUCAAACCUUACUACAUAGAAAGUUGUAUAGGUACUUGUCAAACUGUGUCAAUAAAGAAAAACAGAGAUUGCA